Molecule: messenger RNA, 1208 nt
Organism: Selaginella moellendorffii
Lineage: Eukaryota; Viridiplantae; Streptophyta; Lycopodiopsida; Selaginellales; Selaginellaceae
Product: replication factor C subunit 2
Exons: 7
Coding region: 6-986 (326 amino acids)
Biological process (GO): DNA repair; DNA-templated DNA replication
Cellular component (GO): nucleus; DNA replication factor C complex
Molecular function (GO): DNA binding; ATP binding; DNA clamp loader activity
Source: RefSeq, a predicted model, not a curated record
GGGAAAUGGCGUCCCGGGAGGAGUAUGAUCUUCCGUGGGUGGAGAAGUAUCGGCCGCAGAAGCUCGCGGAUGUGGUUGGGAACCAGGAUGCGAUCGGGAGGCUCCAGGUGAUUGCUCGCGAUGGCAACAUGCCCAAUCUCAUCUUCUCGGGUCCUCCCGGGAUUGGGAAGACGACGUGCAUUAUGGCGAUGGCUCACGAGAUGCUGGGCGCUUUAGCCAAAGAAGCGGUGCUUGAGCUCAAUGCCUCGGACGACAGAGGCAUCGACGUUGUGCGAAACAAGAUCAAAAUGUUCGCUCAGAAGAAACUCACGCUUCCGCGUGGUCGUCACAAGGUUGUCAUCCUGGACGAAGCCGACAGUAUGACUUCUGGUGCUCAACAAGCUCUCCGACGAACCAUGGAGAUUUAUUCCUCCAGCACCCGCUUUGGCCUGGCGUGUAACCUGUCGUCCCAGAUCAUCGAGCCCAUCCAGAGCCGCUGCGCUAUCGUGAGAUUCACGAGGCUCUCUGAGCAGGACAUUCUCGCGCGGCUUCUCAAGGUCGCUGCCGCCGAGAAGGUCCCCUAUGUUCCGGAAGGCCUGGAAGCGGUGGUUUUCACCGCCGACGGUGACAUGCGCCAAGCUCUCAACAAUCUGCAAGCUACGUAUAGCGGUUUCCAGUUUGUUAAUCGAGAGAAUGUGUUCAAGGUCUGUGAUCAACCUCAUCCCUUGCUUGUGUCGACUAUGAUCCAGAAUACACUGGCUGGAAAGAUCGAUGAAGCGUACCUGGGGAUGAAGCAGCUGUAUGAUCUUGGUUACUCGGCCUCGGACAUCAUCACAACGCUGUUUAGAGUCGUAAAGAACUUUGACAUGCCGGAGUUCCUCAAGCUGGAAUAUAUCAAGGAAGUAGGCUUUGCGCAUAUGAGGAUCGCAGAGGGUGUAGGCUCGCUGCUGCAGCUAACUGGGCUCUUAGCGAAGCUUUGCUUGCUCAGGGAGAAAGCGAAAGCGUGAAAGCGUCGAGUCGUCGAACACGAAAAUUUGUUACCUCCUUACAUCUUCGCUGCGCCUGCUUCCUUGAGAGCUUUGGCGUGCUUCAGUAUGGCCGAGGCCGCAGUUUCGUUUCCCGCGGAAGACAAAGCUCCUCCGGGAGGAGUAUCCACCAGCCUCUCCAAUGCCUCGAGUUGAUCGUAUGGUGCAACCUGCGUGACAAUGUUUAACACUUGUGCUAACUUC